GGCAGAGAAGGCGAGCGUGCAUUGCGACUGAGAACCGGGGAGCCGGGGAGCACGGAGAUCACUGCUCGGGCGCUGCAAAAGGGCCGGCAUGGGUGACCAGCUGACAGAGGAGCAAAUUGCAGAGUUCAAAGAGGCCUUCUCCCUCUUUGACAAGGAUGGGGAUGGGUCGAUCACCACCAAAGAACUGGGCACCGUCAUGCGCUCGCUGGGGCAAAACCCCACGGAGGCCGAGCUGCAAAACAUGAUCAGCGAGGUGGAUACCGACGGCAGCGGCACCAUCGACUUCCCUGAGUUCCUGUCCUUGAUGGCGAAGAAAAUCAGGGGCGCGGACAGCGAGGAGGAUAUCAGGGAGGCCUUCCGGGUGUUCGACAAGGAUGGGAACGGCUACAUCAGCGCGGCAGAGCUCCGACACGUCAUGACGAACCUGGGGGAGAAGCUGUCGGACGAGGAGGUGGAGGAGAUGAUCAGGGAAGCUGACUGCAACAGCGACGGGCAAGUGAACUACGAGGAGUUUGUGCGCAUGAUGAUGGGGAAGUGAGGCCAGGGCCGCGUGCACACGUCCCCUCCUCUCCCCCGUCAACCUGCCUCCCACCACUGCUGCUGGACGGUGCAUAUCAAGGACUUGGGUUGGUUUCACUCUUCUACUGGCAUCUUCCUCUUGCUUUUCUUGCCCUGCUGUAAAGGCUGGUUAGGACUUGUCCUGCUCAUUAGCUAAACCCUGGGACGCAUGCAAAACUAGGUCACACCCAGGACCGUGUGGCCAAUGCCAAUUGUCUUUAGAAAGAGGCGGCUGGCCCGUUGAGUUGCAGCUCAUGUGCACCGAUGGCAUUCGGGCCGAUCCCUGCAUCCCUCACUCCUGGGAGACCAUCCCUUGGUUGCAAGCAGCCUCCAGGAGGACGGACGCCUCACGGGGGUCGGGGUUUGCAGCAUCGCAAGCACUUGGCUGUCGGUACCUUCCUUAAAGCCAAAUGCAGCCCUCACUCGUGUGGGUCUAUGCGAGCAGAUCCUUAUCCACGGGGGACCCCGCUGAAAUCCCCCUGGCUUCCCGGGGAUCUCUGGCAGGAUUGGGACCCAUGCACUCAUUCGGGGCAGAUAAGGGAUCUCGCCACACGUCUGCCUCUGAAUCUGGGUUUCUAAACCUCCCCGCUAAAAUUCAGAAAGGCCCCAAUCCCGGGUUGUAUUCCCCGCCAUGCCUGACUUUCCCGAACAAGGCCUUGUAAUAAGAGAUUUCCAGGGGUUGACAAGCCACCUGCCUGCCUUUGCAGCAGAGAAAACACAAGGCAUUUGGGUGCUGAUGCUAGGAAACAGAGACUUGCCCUGAGCCUGGAUUGGCUUUGUGGCUUUCAUGGCAUUUGGUAAUCUCUGAUUCAAUCCCCUGAAAUGAAACGAUCUCUGAUUCAAUCUGGAAUGAGAAGCAGGCCGGCUUCUCCCCAGGGACUUUAGGGCAAAUUUGGGAGCACGCCCUAGAGAAAGCUGUGUACUGAUUGCACGGCUGCCGUCUUAUUCACGAGGAAAGGGAGGGGAAAGAUAGGCGGGCGGGCGAGAUGCUUAUUUCCUAUCCUGCUUUAUCUGCUUAUCGGAAAUGGGAAUUGUUACUGUCACGAGCGCAUUGGAGAAGUAGCUCUGUCGACGUUGCUGCUCUCGUUGGGAAGCCUGCGGCAGGACAUUGCAUUUCUGCUCCAUGGAUGCUUUUGUGCUUCGGUUGUGUCAUUGAACGGAGUUCCUUUAACAAGUCUGGGGAGAAUAAAGCUGUCACAUUGCAAA
Molecule: messenger RNA, 1764 nt
Organism: Alligator mississippiensis (American alligator)
Lineage: Eukaryota; Metazoa; Chordata; Crocodylia; Alligatoridae
Product: calmodulin-alpha
Exons: 1
Coding region: 89-538 (149 amino acids)
Molecular function (GO): enzyme regulator activity; calcium ion binding
Source: RefSeq, a predicted model, not a curated record